This is a messenger RNA of Archocentrus centrarchus (flier cichlid), 1841 nucleotides long. Its product is annotated as gastrula zinc finger protein XlCGF57.1-like. The transcript is spliced from 2 exons. Gene Ontology annotation, cellular component: nucleus. The coding region runs from base 197 to 1708 and encodes 503 amino acids. Gene Ontology annotation, molecular function: RNA polymerase II cis-regulatory region sequence-specific DNA binding; DNA-binding transcription activator activity, RNA polymerase II-specific. Gene Ontology annotation, biological process: regulation of transcription by RNA polymerase II. NCBI's taxonomy places the organism in Eukaryota, Metazoa, Chordata, Actinopteri, Cichliformes, Cichlidae. The record is from RefSeq and is a predicted model, not a curated record.
UAAAGCUUCUGAGGAAUUCUUUGAGAGAGAGGGUGUCCCGUUUGAAUCUGCAUCACCUCCUGGGAUGUAUUCUUGGAUGAAGUCGGACAGAAAUGUAAGCAGUGUGUUGUUGCAAGGUGAUCGGCGGUGAUCGACUCUGCGCAGGCCCGGUUCACUUCUUCACUUCACUUAUUAUUUUAAAGAAGAGAGAAAAUCCAUGGACACCAUGAAGGACGUGGAUUAUCUGCAUCAGCCAACCAGUGGCAGACUGCCUGAGGAGAAGCCCGAGACUAAACGCCUCGGUGCCCAACAGCAGCAGGAUGCUGAUCUGAACCGAAGCUCUGUGUCACCUGAAGAUGUUCAGCAGCUGUUGGUUAUCAAAGAAGUUCCUCAAGAUUGGAGCCCCGGACAGGACCUGCAAGCCCCUGACUUUCUCUACAUAAAGCAGGAGCAGGAGGAACCCUUGAGCAGUGAGGAGGGACAGCAGCUCAAUGGGCUGGAGGAGGCUGAUCUCAACAGGUUACCAUUCACUAUUGUCACUGUGAAGACUGAAGAUGAUGAAGAGAAACCUCAGUGCUCAUAUCGUCAUCAAAGCCAAACAGAAGACUUCACACAGACAGCGACGCUAACAAACUGCUUACCUAAAAAGAUUAAAACAGAAAUUGAGGAGGACUGUAGAGGUCUGGAAUCAGCCUGGAACCCAGAUCUAAAUUGUCAUUUAUUACUAAAUAAUAAAAAGGCUUUAGACUCUUCUGAGACUGAAGUCAGUUAUGAAGAUGAUGAAGAGGAGGAGGUUUGGCAGGAACCUUUGUCAGAUUCUGGACCUGAAACCGAAAUGGGUGGCAUAGCCUGGAAGGAGAGCCGUGUACCUGAGUCUGAGUUUGUCGGUGAUGUGUGUGUUAAAACAUUUACACAACAGGACAAUCAGAAGCGACAAACCAGAGGAGAGAAAUCAUUGGCUUGUGGUGUUUGUGGCAAAACAUUUAGUUGCAAUACACAUCUUAAGAGACACAUGACGGUCCACACAGGAGAGAAACCCUUUAGUUGUGAAGCUUGUGGAAAAAGAUUCGGACUUGAAUUUACUCUUAAAACACACAUGAGAGUCCACACAGGAGAGAAGCCAUUUGGUUGUGAAGACUGUGGAAAAACAUUUAGUCGUAACACACAUCUUAAGAAUCACAUGCGAGUCCACACACAGGAGAAACCGUUUAGUUGUGAUGCUUGUGGAAAGACAUUUAAAUUUAAGUAUAGUUUUAAAGUACACAUGAGAGUCCACACAGGUGAGAGACCUUUUGGUUGUAGUGUUUGUGGUAAGGGAUUUACAGAACAUGAAGGUCUGAAAAGGCACAUGAGAAUCCACACUGGAGAGAAACCAUUUGGUUGUGAUAUAUGUGGGAAAAGAUUUGGACAUCAGAAUGCGCUUAAAAGACACACAAGUGUCCACACAGGAGAGAAGCCAUUUGGUUGUGAUAUUUGUGGGAAAAGAUUUAACCGAAGCACGCGAUUUAAGGAGCACUUAAGAGGCCACACAGGAGAGAAACUGUUUGGCUGUGAUGAGUGUGGGAAAACAUUUAGUUCUAAUACACGUCUGAAGAGACACACAAGUAUCCAUAGGAGAGAUAAACAGUUUUUGUGUGGUGUUUGUGGUGAAAAGUGUUCAACAUCUGAGCAGAUGAAGCAGCAUGAAAGUUCACACAUGUUACUGCAGGUAGAGACUAUAAAAUUGUAGGUUCUCUUAUAAAAUUUUAGUGUAUUUGUAAUAUUAACAAGCUUUUUUUUCUUAUCUUCAGUGAAUUUAAAAAAAUAAAACAAAAAGGGCAGCACGGUGGCGCAGUUGUUAGCACUGCUGCCUCACAGUUAGA